CGCCCGGCCGCGCGGCCGCCUGCGUCUCUUUCUCCCUCUCUCCUUUGAAAACUGAUCUUUGGCUCUUAGUGUGAAAGUGAUUUGAAUUUGGCUCGGCGGCGCUCUGCGCCUGCGCUCAGCCUCUGGCAUGCUGGCUCCUUCCAAGCAGCUGUUUUGGGUUUGAAAUUCCAACAUGGCAGAGGCUGCAGUCCGUCUUCCCUUCAAAAACUUGGAAUGAUUUCAAAUCAUAGGCACCUUCACUUAACCCUAGCUUCCAUUCAUCAGCAAACACAUCGGAUCGAUGCUACGCUAACCUAUCGGGAGCUCGCUCCGCGCGUCCAGGUUAAAUGAAUACCUGACGAAAGGGCCCACGUUUCAAGGCAGUGACAUUUGAUAGCUGAGAGGAAAAGUGGCUUUAAUGAAAAGCAACCUUUGGAAUUCCUGCUUGUGAGAAAUCCAAUUCAGCUUUUUGUGCUACCAGCAAGAAAUGAUCAGUAGCACCAGUGUUUAUGGCUUGAAGAUGCAGUGGACGCCGGAGCAUGCCCAGUGGCCAGAACAGCACUUUGACAUCACCUCAACCACUCGGUCUCCUGCUCACAAAGUUGAAGCCUACAGAGGUCAUUUGCAGCGCACCUACCAGUACGCCUGGGCAAAUGAUGACAUAUCUGCUCUGACUGCAUCCAACCUUCUGAAAAAAUAUGCAGAGAAGUAUUCUGGCAUUUUGGAAGGUCCCGUAGACCGACCUGUACUCAGCAAUUAUUCAGACACACCAUCAGGACUCGUGAAUGGUCGGAAAAAUGAUAGCGAACCCUGGCAGCCUUCCUUGAAUUCAGAAGCCGUUUAUCCCAUGAACUGUGUUCCGGAUGUCAUCACGGCCAGCAAAGCUGGUGUCAGUUCAGCCCUCCCUCCGGUAGAUGUCUCUGCAAGUAUAGGGAGCUCCCCUGGGGUGGCCAGCAACCUGACAGAACCAAGUUACUCAAGUAGUACCUGUGGAAGCCACACAGUACCUAGUCUUCAUGCAGGGCUCCCAUCUCAGGAAUAUGCUCCAGGAUACAACGGAUCAUAUUUGCAUUCUACCUACAGUAGUCAGCCCACACCUGCACUUCCUUCGCCUCAUCCAUCCCCGUUGCAUAGCUCUGGGCUCCUGCAGCCGCCCCCUCCUCCUCCCCCACCAGCCCUGGUCCCAGGCUACAAUGGGACUUCCAACCUCUCCAGUUACAGCUAUCCCUCUGCUAGCUAUCCUCCUCAGACUGCUGUGGGCUCUGGGUAUAGCCCUGGUGGAGCGCCCCCUCCUUCAGCAUACCUGCCUUCAGGAAUUCCUGCUCCCACCCCCCUGCCCCCCACUACCGUUCCUGGCUACACCUACCAGGGUCAUGGUUUGACACCCAUCGCACCCUCUACUCUGGCCAACAGUUCGGCAAGUUCUCUCAAAAGGAAAGCGUUCUAUAUGGCAGGGCAAGGAGACAUGGACUCCAGUUACGGAAAUUACAGCUAUGGCCAACAGAGAUCGACACAGAGUCCUAUGUACCGAAUGCCCGACAACAGCAUUUCAAACACGAAUCGGGGGAAUGGCUUUGACAGAAAUGCUGAAACAUCAUCCUUAGCAUUUAAGCCAACAAAGCAGCUGAUGUCCUCUGAACAGCAAAGGAAAUUCAGCAGCCAGUCCGGGAGGGCUCUGACCCCUCCUUCCUACAGUACUGCUAAAAAUUCAUUGGGAUCAAGAUCCAGUGAAUCCUUUGGGAAGUACACGUCGCCAGUCAUGAGUGAGCACGGGGACGACCACAGGCAGCUCCUCGCUCAUCCAAUGCAAGGUCCGGGACUCCGUGCAGCUACCUCAUCCAACCACUCCGUGGACGAGCAACUGAAGAACACUGACACGCACCUCAUCGACCUAGUCACCAAUGAGAUCAUCACCCAAGGACCUCCUGUGGACUGGAGUGAUAUAGCUGGUCUUGACCUGGUGAAGGCUGUCAUUAAGGAGGAGGUUUUGUGGCCAGUGUUGAGGUCCGAUGCGUUCAGUGGGCUGACGGCCUUACCUAGGAGCAUCCUUCUAUUUGGACCUCGGGGAACAGGCAAAACACUAUUAGGCAGAUGCAUAGCUAGUCAGCUGGGGGCGACUUUUUUCAAAAUUGCUGGUUCUGGACUAGUGGCAAAGUGGCUGGGAGAAGCGGAGAAAAUCAUCCAUGCCUCUUUUCUUGUGGCCAGGUGUCGCCAGCCCUCGGUGAUUUUCGUUAGUGACAUUGACAUGCUUCUCUCCUCCCAAGUGAGUGAGGAACACAGUCCAGUCAGUCGGAUGAGAACCGAAUUUCUGAUGCAGCUGGACACUGUACUAACUUCGGCUGAGGACCAAAUCGUAGUCAUUUGUGCCACCAGUAAACCAGAAGAAAUAGAUGAAUCUCUUCGGAGGUACUUCAUGAAAAGACUUUUAAUCCCACUUCCUGACAGCACAGGGAGGCACCAGAUAAUAGUACAACUGCUCUCACAGCACAAUUACUGUCUCAAUGACAAGGAGUUUGCACUUCUCGUCCAGCGUACAGAAGGCUUUUCUGGACUAGACGUGGCUCAUUUGUGUCAGGAAGCAGCAGUGGGUCCCCUCCAUGCUAUGCCAGCCACAGACCUUUCAGCCAUUAUGCCCAGCCAGUUGAGGCCCGUGACAUAUCAAGACUUUGAAAAUGCUUUCUGCAAGAUUCAGCCUAGCAUAACUCAAAAAGAGCUUGAUAUGUAUGUUGAAUGGAACAAAAUGUUUGGUUGCAGUCAGUGAUUCAGUCUUUAAAAGUUAAAAAAAAACAAACAAAAAACAAAAAACAAAAAAAACAUGUAAUGAAUGUUGGCACACACACACACACACACACAUAAAACCUGCUACAUAGGGAAUAGAGCCCCUUUCCAGUAGUGUUUCAACUGCAGAGGGUCCUGGGGAAGACAACGUUUGCGUUGCAGCUGUAGAGUCAGGGUAGCUUUGGAGGAAACGUGCAUCCGAUGAGAGCCUCUGAUUUGAAAGCCCCAGACGACAGAAAGCAUAUCUAUGUGGAUGCUCAGAACGGUUCAAGCUAGACAACACUCACCGAGACGCAAGGUGCAAGUGUGUCGAUUUCAGAAGGACAUGAACCUCGUGUGUUGAUUCCAUUCUGCUGUCUCAAGAUUUAGUUGCUGUCAAGUGCCUGGAGUGGUGCUUUAUUUUUUUUGUUUGCCUCACAAUUACAUUGGUGGCAUGUGCUAAUAUAAAGAGCUUUAACUUCAGACAUUGUCGGACUAAAGAGAUGAACGGUUGUGUUCACAACAGAAAACCAGAUUUUUGCCAUUUUUAAGAGCAACAGUAUUCCUCAAUCCUGUCUGUUCUGCGGUGUUAAGCUAAGAACAGGUAAAACAGGGUAACGGUAAUCUGGACCUUAAUGUCUGCAGUUCAUUUCUUUUAAUGUUCUUGUCUGCAAAAACUCAGGAAAGUGAUUGUGAUUUGUACAGUACCUCAAAGGAAUGUGUUCAAAGCACUAUGUACUGCUGAGAGUUAUAGGGUAGGCUUCAAUGUUACUUUAUAUUAAAAUGUAUGUUUACCUCAACAAUUGGAGAAUAGCAAGGAAAAUUACUUUGAAUGUAUCCGGAAAAAUUACUGAAGUGUGAUACAGCUGAAUAUUUACAAUUUAAAGUAGAAAUGGAAGGAUUUUUCUUUAAAGUUCUCUAACGAAUUGUGGGGAAUUAACCAGAGCAGAACAAUUACUGAAGAGUUUUUAAUACAUUGCUCUCCUUGAUGAUGAAGUGAAAAUGUUCAUAAAAGUUACACUGGUUAAUUGAAAGCUAUGUAUUCAGUUUGUGUUGGUGUUUAGAGCAGUCAGCCACAGACCUGUUUUAGGACCCUGAAAGUGACGGAACCUAACAACUGUAACUGCCUUUUACUGCCAUGGUAGAGGUGGUGGUGGUUUUAUUUUGGAAGCUCUCUCUCUUAAACUGCUAGGGAUGGUGUCAUUCUGUUCAUUAAGAGUUUGUAGGCUUGCUGUGCUGUUUCAUAGAAUGCAGAGGAUAGAACCAAAUCAAACAUACAAAUUUUAAAAAAGAAAAAAAAAAGCAACCAACUGUAUGUAUCCACAGAGAACCUCUCCAUGCCCCCCUCCCCCACCCCCAUCUUGACGUCAUUCUUCACAGAGCACUUUCGCUUCUCAUCUUGGACCACCCUGGCUGUAGUACUCCCCUGUCCAUUUCUACCUCGGUUUCAUUACAUUUCUUUUGGAAAAAUUAGACACAGACAUGUAUACCACAGUCGAGCUUGCCAAAUGUGGGUUUGUUGUUUGUUUUGUUGUGUCGUGUUGUUGUAUUGUGUUCCCUUCCAUCUUUUUGCCAUAAUCUAGUUUCCCAAAACACUAAUCUUCAAUGCGUUCUUUCCCUGCCGAGCACGACCGCAUGGCAUAUGUGGCGUUUUAUUCCCACUCCCCACCUCUGUUCCUGCUUCCCGCCAGGUUGUCCUUUGUCUCCUGUCGUGCGUGCGUGCGUGCGUGCGUGUGUGCGUGCGUGCGUGAUAGGCAAGUUUUCCGUUGAAAGCUGGCUGAUGUUCACCAAUGCCUCUCGCAGCCACAGUGCAGGACAGAGCUUUCCAAAGCCGCUGCCUGUGCCCACGCAGAGGAGCCUAGCAUUUUGAAUGUAUUUUCCUGGGUUUUGCCCCUCCUUUUUUUGUUUUUUUUCUUUGUUUGUUUUUUGUUUUGUUUUAAUUUAGAGAUGCAGUAACUGUUGCAAUGCACUGGCAUUUUGUGUAUUCAAUAAGUGAUGUACAUUUUAAGGUAAUUUUAAAUAAAUGCAAUGGCAGCCCCA
Messenger RNA from Peromyscus maniculatus bairdii (prairie deer mouse), 4776 nucleotides. It is a transcript of the gene Fign, whose product is annotated as fidgetin, microtubule severing factor. Lineage: Eukaryota; Metazoa; Chordata; Mammalia; Rodentia; Cricetidae. Gene Ontology annotation, molecular function: microtubule severing ATPase activity; ATP binding; ATP hydrolysis activity. The record is from RefSeq and is a predicted model, not a curated record.